CUGCAAUAUUUGAAUGUUUUUCCCAAAUUUCUGUGACAAAAUUGGAUCCUUCUCUUCAAAUUCCUGCAGGUGUUUGUAAAAUGUCGAUUCGAACAAACAAGAUGAAAGCAGUAGCUGUGUUGCUGAAGCAGUUGACGACAACAAGGAGGAAAUUCCAUGAGAGGGGAAGAGAUGAAUCAUUUGAUGGGAAGUUGGAGAAGUUGAGGUUGGAUCUGAACAAGAUAAAAGAUGUGUUUGUGGAAGUGAAGAAGAAGGAAGAAGAAUUGCUUGACACAUUAGCACAGGUGUAUGACCAUCUUCGCAAGUUAGAACGCGUGAAACUGGAUGAAGACAUGAAUGGCAUUUGCCAGAGAAUCAGAGAUUCUGCUCACAACUUGCUCCCAACGCUUGUUUUUGAUGACUCAUCUAAGGAGGAGGAUGACAAAAUAUUUCACUCAUCAAAAGACUUGGUGCAGCCCCAUCAAGAUAGUUGGACUAUGGAAGAUUAUGACCAACUAAGCCUUCCAUCAAGAAAUUGCUUGUUAUCUCUCUUCAUUUUUCCUGAGAACGCUGUGAUAAAGAAAAGAAAUGCAAUUAAUUUGUGGAUUGGAGAGGGUUUGAUUACAAAUAAUAAGAAGGAAACAGCAGAGGAAGAGGGCGAGGAUGUGAUUGAUGAUCUUUUGAAAUGUGGUGUGAUUGUACGCUGUGGCAAUGGAAAUGAUCCCUUUGCCAAUAGAUUUCGAAUUCUUCCAGGAGACCUUCAUGGUGUGUCGAAUUUAAUUAGAGAUUUCGAUUAUAUCAGAUCAUCGCCGUUACAGCUUGAUAGUAAAAAGGUUACGGUAGGUGGGGUUCAUACAAAAAAUGUGACUUUACGUAAUAUUUUUAAUAUUGGUGCAAGUUAUCUGAAUUUCAGACCGCAAUGGACCACUGAAUUGAGGAAUUUAGAGGUGCUUCAACUUGGGCGUUGGCAAGAUUCAGCUUUGCAUCACAUUGAAGUUGGGAGUCAAGAAUUCUUGAAAGAUCUGAGAUAUCUGAAAGAGUUGAAGUAUCUGAGUCUGCGUGGGAUGUCGAGAAUAUUCGAGGUUCCAUCCUCCAUUGCAGAACUUGAGAAGCUACUGAUUCUUGAUGUGAAAGCAUGCCAUAAUUUGGAAAGACUACCUGAUGAUAUUUCAUCAAUGAAAAGUCUGACACACCUUAUUAUGUCUGAUUGUUGCUUACUGGAGGGCAUGCCAAAGGGGAUUGAGAAGCUCACUAAUCUGGAAGUACUCAAGGGAUUAUUAAUAAGCACUCCUGAAAAGACUCCUUGCAAAAUAUCAGAUCUGGUAAAUUUGGGAAAACUAAGGCAACUCAGCAUACGUAUUGGAAGUGAGGCCGAGAUCAGGGAUGGGGAGUUUAAAGGUUUGGAAGAUUUUUUAGCACUUGAGAAGCUGAAGAUAUCUUGGAGUGUGUCUGAUCCAAAGUACGCUUAUAUUGGUGUUAUUUUGCCAUCAAGUUUGAGAAAGUUACAUCUUGAAUGUUUUCCUGGAAAGUCUUUGGAAGGAUGGGUUCUGCCAAUCAUUCAUAGGUUCAGGUUCAUAUCGACGGAGCUAAAGAUAACUGGAGGAAAACUAGAAAGUAUGGAAGUAAAUGUUGAACGGGGGACUGUGGAAAUAGUACGUCUGAAGUACCUUAAGCAAUUGAAGGUGGACAUAGACUAUUUGAAAGCAUUGUUUCCUGAGCUGAGAUAUGUAGAAGUUAAACAAGUCUCAAACAUUUCAUACCUUCAACAUCAAUGGCCAUGGCCAUAUGAACUAGCCUUCAAGCCUUAAAAUGUUGUGCAUAUUGUUUAAUUCGUUCUCUGUAUAAUAUUAUGUUAUUUACACUAUGUUGUAUAUCUAGAGUGACCAAAAGUUGAAAAAUAAGGAAACAAUAAAUAUGA
Vigna unguiculata (cowpea) is the source of this 1897-nucleotide messenger RNA. Its product is annotated as disease resistance RPP13-like protein 4. NCBI's taxonomy places the organism in Eukaryota, Viridiplantae, Streptophyta, Magnoliopsida, Fabales, Fabaceae. The record is from RefSeq and is a predicted model, not a curated record.